CAGCCACGAUGUCGUGUACCCUGAUGCGAGAAAUAACAGUGCUCAAGUAAUGAAAAAAUAAUCACUGGCCGAAUAGACACUGGUGGAUGAUGUUUACGAAACAAACAUGGAUGACGCAGUGCAACAGCCAGAGAAGAAGAACUGCACUUUUUUAUUUAAAAGACGCAAAAUCAGAAGCAACGCUACGAGAAAACGGAAAGGAGCGGACGGCAACGACGAUAGCAGCGAGGAUGAGACUACAGUGAUUAAGAAAGAAAAGAAGCAAGAUGAUAACAACCCUAUGAUACAAAGUACAAAUGUGAAGAAACAUCAAGAGAAAACCAGUUAUGAUAAUGAUAGCGAAGAUGACAGUGUAACUGUCUCUUAUAAAAGCAACAGAACUGCUUUGCCAGCUGGUCCAAGUGACCAAGGAGCAACAGCUAUUCUGGAAACAGAAACAGAGAAAGAUAGAGAUGCGCAAGCAUUAUUCGAAAAAGCUCAAAAGAUAAAUGAGGAACUAGAAGGAAAGGAGGAUGACAAGGUUUACAGGGGCUUGAAUAAUUAUGUACAAUAUUAUAAAAAGAAAGAUACAGCAGCAGGAAAUGCAUCUAGCGGGAUGGUACGUAAAGGACCAAUUAGAGCACCGUCUAAUCUCAGGGCAACAGUAAGAUGGGACUAUCAGCCUGACAUAUGCAAAGAUUACAAAGAAACUGGUUUUUGUGGUUUUGGAGACAGCUGUAAGUUUCUUCAUGAUCGUUCGGAUUACAAAUUAGGAUGGCAGUUAGAAAGAGAAGCUGCCAGCGGAGAGUACAACAGUGGAGAUGAGGACGAUAAAAAAUACGAAAUUGAUAGUGAUGAAGAUAAUUUGCCGUUCAAAUGUUUCAUUUGUCGAAAUAGUUUUACAGAUCCUGUUGUAACAAAAUGCAAGCAUUACUUUUGCGAAAAAUGUGCUUUGGAGCAAUACAAAAAAAGCACACGAUGUUACAUAUGUAACGCUCAGACUAACGGCACUUUUAAUCCAGCGAAAGAACUUAUUGCACGAGCCAAAUUGGAGGAUAAGGAAAAAACGGCCGCAACAAGCGAGGACUCCGAUGAUGAUUGAUAAAAUUAAUACAAUUCCAGUCUUCAUACAUAGAUACAGCGAUCCUGCCUGCAUACGUGUAAUUUAACACACAAAUAAUAUUGUAAAUCGUAAUGAUUUUAAGGUACUGCGAAUAUCUAUAUAUAGGUUGCCUCAAGAACAGGUUAUCAACAGUAUUCGUAUAAAACGGUUAUCGGUGAGUGAAUUUUCAACUAUAUACUUUUGCGUUUUUCGU
This is a messenger RNA of Harpegnathos saltator (Jerdon's jumping ant), 1295 nucleotides long. It is a transcript of the gene mdlc, whose product is annotated as RING finger protein mdlc. NCBI's taxonomy places the organism in Eukaryota, Metazoa, Arthropoda, Insecta, Hymenoptera, Formicidae. The record is from RefSeq and is a predicted model, not a curated record. Gene Ontology annotation, biological process: snoRNA splicing. Gene Ontology annotation, molecular function: metal ion binding. Gene Ontology annotation, cellular component: U2-type spliceosomal complex. Bases 107 to 1081 code for a protein of 324 amino acids. The transcript has 6 exons.